CAUGCGGAGCGUGCGCGGAGCCCCGCCGGCGCCGCUGAUGCUGCUGGCGCUGCUGGUGCUGCUGCUGGCCGCGGGGCACGGAGCCGUCAUCACCGGGGCCUGCGACCGAGACCAGCAGUGCGGGGGCGGGAUGUGCUGCGCCGUCAGCCUCUGGAUCCGCAGCCUGAGGAUGUGCACCCCCAUGGGAAACCUGGGAGACGAGUGCCACCCCUUGAGUCACAGAGUGCCCUUCUCCGGGCGGCGGAUGCACCACACCUGCCCGUGCCUGCCGGGCCUGGCCUGCCUAAGGACUCCUCACAGCAGGUUCAGGUGUUUACCAGACUUCAGGAAAGAAGACGUCUUUUUUUAG
This is a messenger RNA of Pyrgilauda ruficollis (rufous-necked snowfinch), 349 nucleotides long. It is a transcript of the gene PROK2, whose product is annotated as prokineticin 2. The transcript is spliced from 3 exons. The coding region runs from base 2 to 349 and encodes 115 amino acids. Lineage: Eukaryota; Metazoa; Chordata; Aves; Passeriformes; Passeridae. The record is from RefSeq and is a predicted model, not a curated record.